GAGCUGCGCCCGCCGCCCAGGGGGUCCUGCCCCAACUCAUGAGCCGCCCGGAGAGCAAGGCUGGCGAUACCCCCGGGGGGGCCGCCGGCCAGAAGGUGCUGCCCCGGGGCCUGGCGCCGUGCCGGCAGCUGCUGGCCCCGACGGCCGCGAGCCACCCCUGGCCCGCGCCAGCGCCGAGGCCGUCUCCGCAGCCCGCGGUGGUGGAGCUGGAGGUGGACGACUCGGAGCCCGAGGGCUCCUCGGGGCCGCCCCUGAAGGGCAAAGCCCGGCCCGCGGGAGGAGCCGCGAUCAGCGCUCCUGGGACGGCCGCGGGAGGCGUCGCCCCGCUGCCCAAAGAAGAUGCCCGCUUCUCGGCGCCCAGGGCCUCCCCGGCGGAGCAUGACGCGCCCGCCGCGCCCGGGCGCGCCCCGGUGGCCACCGCGGUGAUGGACUUCAUCCACGUGCCCAUCCUGCCGCUCAACUCGGCCUUCCUGGCCGCCCGCACCCGGCAGCUGCUGGAGGGCGACAGCUACGACGGCGGGGUCGCCGGCGCCUUCGCCGCGCCGCGGGGCUCGCCCUCCGCCUCGUCCGCCCCGGGCGCGCCCGGAGACUUCCCCGACUGCGCGUACCCGCCCGACGCCGAGCCCAAGGACGACGCGUUCUCGCUCUACGGGGACCCGCAGCCGCCCGCCCUGAAGAUCAAGGAGGAGGAGGAGGGGGUCGCCGAGGCCGCCGCACGCUCCCCGCGGCCCUACCUGCUGGCGGGGGCCAGCCCCGCCGUCUUCGCGGACUUCCCGCUGGCGCCGCCGUCCAGGCCGGGGGAGGUGGCGGCGCCCCCGGCCGCCGCAGGGGCCCCCGGCUCGUCCGCGGCCGCGUCGGGGUCCGCCCUGGAGUGCGUCCUGUACAAGGCGGAGGGCGCGCCGCUGGCCCAGCCCGGCCCGUUCGCGCCGCCGCCCUGCAAGGCUCCGGCCGCGGGCGCCUGCCUGCUGCCGCGGGACCUGCCGUCCACCUCGGCCGCCGCCGCCGCCGCCGCCGGGGCCACCCCUGCGCUCUACCCGCCGCUCGGCCUCAACGGGCUCCCACAGCUCGGUUACCAGGCCGCGGUGCUCAAGGAGGGCCUGCCGCAGGUCUACCAGCCCUAUCUCAACUACCUGAGGCCGGAUUCAGAAGCCAGCCAGAGCCCACAGUACAGCUUUGAGUCAUUACCUCAGAAGAUUUGUUUAAUCUGUGGGGAUGAAGCAUCAGGCUGUCACUAUGGUGUCCUCACCUGUGGAAGCUGUAAGGUCUUCUUUAAAAGGGCAAUGGAAGGACAGCAUAACUACUUAUGUGCUGGAAGAAACGACUGCAUUGUUGAUAAAAUCCGCAGGAAAAACUGCCCAGCGUGUCGCCUUAGAAAGUGCUGUCAGGCUGGCAUGGUUCUUGGAGGCCGAAAGUUUAAAAAGUUCAAUAAAGUUAGAGUUAUGAGAACACUGGAUGCUGUGGCCCUCCCACAGCCGGUGGGUAUUCCAAAUGAAAGUCAAGCCCUAAGCCAGAGAAUCACCUUUUCACCAAGUCAAGAGUUGCAGUUGUUUCCCCCACUGAUCAACUUGCUCAUGAGCAUCGAACCAGAUGUGGUCUAUGCAGGACACGACAACACCAAACCUGAUACCUCCAGCUCUCUGCUGACAAGUCUGAAUCAGCUUGGCGAGAGACAACUUCUUUCAGUGGUCAAGUGGUCUAAGUCACUGCCAGGUUUUCGGAACUUACAUAUUGAUGACCAGAUAACUCUCAUCCAGUAUUCUUGGAUGAGUUUAAUGGUAUUUGGACUUGGAUGGAGAUCUUAUAAGCAUGUCAGUGGACAGAUGCUAUAUUUUGCGCCUGAUCUAAUACUAAAUGAACAGCGGAUGAAGGAGUCGUCCUUCUAUUCCUUGUGCCUUACCAUGUGGCAGAUCCCACAGGAGUUUGUGAAGCUUCAAGUCAGCCAGGAAGAGUUCCUCUGUAUGAAAGUAUUGCUGCUGCUUAAUACAAUUCCUUUAGAAGGACUAAGAAGUCAAAACCAGUUUGAAGAGAUGAGAUCAAGUUACAUUAGAGAGCUCAUCAAGGCAAUUGGUUUGAGGCAAAAAGGAGUAGUCCCUAGCUCACAGCGUUUCUAUCAGCUUACAAAACUUCUUGAUAACUUGCAUGAUCUUGUCAAACAACUGCAUCUGUACUGCUUGAAUACAUUUAUCCAGUCCCGGGCCCUGAGUGUUGAAUUUCCAGAAAUGAUGUCUGAGGUUAUUGCUGCACAAUUACCCAAGAUCUUGGCAGGGAUGGUGAAACCUCUUCUCUUUCAUAAAAAGUGAAUGCCAUUUUUAUCUUUAAAAAAUUAAAUUUUGUGCUAUGUCUGUUUUUUUGGGCGGUCAUGAUUAUGAGGUCGAGAGUUUUUACUAUGCUUUUCUCAGAGCCUUACAUUUAUAACGUAUCAUACUGUGUAAAUUUCAAAGAAAAGUUGUGAGGUUUCAUUGUUUUCCUUUAUAAAGCAUAAUUCAGAUUUUUAGUGUUUUUGUGCACCCAUAUUUUCCUUAAGAGUUUGCAAGGUUAAAACAGUACUAAAGUGAUUGUUAACGUUAAUCUUAUCUGUAUCAUUUCAUAUCGUUCAGUGACAUUUUUAACUUUCACAUAUAACAGAUCCACUUUAGAGAAAAGAAGAAUCUUACACGUAAAAACAAAAAGCUGUUCUGUGUUCUUUCUCUAUAGCUCCUUUUGUCUCCCUGAUUAUAUUUACAAAAAUGAAACAAAUCGGUAUGCAAAAUUGUAUCUUUAUGAGUGUAUAUACUUUUUUGUGAGAAGGUAAUUUAUAACCUUAGCUGUAUUUUCCAAAGGGUUUUUAAUGCAAAAAAUAUAUAGAAAAAGAAUUUAAAGUUCUUGAAAUAGAUUGAUGCUCCUCAAACUAAGAAAACCAGCUUAUAUGUUAAGACUGUUUCCCAGAUCUGAAACACAGAUCUCUAAGGAGGUUAUUAAGGAAGGAGAGCCAUAGCCUUAUGACAAGUACAUCGUGAGUUUUGCAGUUUUCUACUAGCCUUUUGCGGGGGGAACUGUCCUUUAACAAGGCAUUCCGAAUUGAAAUAGGAAGCCAGAAAGUCUGUGGUCUAACUCCACCCACUACAUCUAGGGCAUGUGGAAAGUCACUUAUCCUUACCAAGUCUCUAUGAUAUUUCCUCAUCUUUAAUACUGGUGUAAUAAUAAGUUUCCUGCAGAAUGUUCCUUUUGGCCAGAGCUUGUUAGUCAGUUUUCACAUCAAAGAAGAAAGGGAGGGAGGGUAGGUGAGGAAACAAAUAAAAAGAAGGGAGGGAAAAAAAGAGAAGUAUUAUUCUCUUUCUCUACUGAGUGGGCAUAGUGGACAAAUCACAGUUAAAAUGUUUUCAGUGUCUCUGAUCCAGUCUGAUAUAGUUCAGGAAACAUUAAAUACUGGCUUAAAAUAAUACAACCAAUAACUAGAAAACACACAAUUCACAUUGUUAUAUGAGCUGAAAAUAUCCCUUUAGGAGACACAUGAGUUUUUUCUGAGAUAUCUCUGGACACCUAGGUGUCACUAUUUUAAACAGGUCUAUGUUAAAAAAAAAAAAAAAAAAAAGGCAUCACUAUUUUUUUAAAUUGACCUAUUUUUUAAAAAAUACACACACACACAUAUAAAACAGAAAGAACCACUGGUAACAACAAAAACCAAUCAUUUUUUUCCUAAAUAAAAUAAUUUAUACCAAUUUUAGGUACAUAUAUAAUUUUUAACAGUUCAGAAAAACUAGUAGACCUAAUUCUUUUUUGAAAUUUCUUUAAAAUUGGACAUUCCCUUAUAAAUAAAGCAGAUUAUAUACUUUAUACAGAUUAAUAGUUGUUAAUGAGAAAAAUCAAAAAAACUUUGAAAACAACAUAGGAAACAUUUACUAAAGCGUCUGAUUUCUUAAUGCAUUUUUAAAUUACCCAUUCCCUUCAACUGAUAGAUACUUAAAGUUUACCAAGGGGCAAUAACAUAGAAUAAUCUUAAUGAAUAAUAAUAUGACCCCCAAAACAUGAUAAAGUGAUUUCAUCUGACCAAAAACCCCUGACAGACCAUAAUGUUACCAUAACUGUUUCUUGCGAGUAACUUCUUCCAUUUUCAGAAUGAAUUAGAUAUAGAGCAACUGUAGACAGUGAAUCCUCAUAAGGCAUUUGAAAUAGGGAUUAAAAUGAUUUCUAACCAGGACCCAUGGCUUGAGUUCUUUAGGUCCAUGUGCCAAACAGGUAAUAAACAAAUUUCAUAAUGCUUGGUUAUAACGUUCAAUAAGAGUUUAAACCAAGAAUUUCAAAUAGUCUUAACUAGUAAAAAAAAAAAGGUCUCUUCCUUAGUGUGUCUGUCUACAUGUCUUUUUCAGUGAAUACAUGUGUGUUCCAGUACAAUGCUGACUGCUAUUUAGUCGUUCAGAGUCUUAAACAGAAACUCAUUCUCUCUCCGUUCUCCAGGCCAAAGUUAUUUUCCUAAAAAGGAUCUAAUUUUGACAUUUCCUUACUGGAAAAUGUUCAUUGACUUCCAGUCACCUACUGCAGUGUUUCUCAACUAUAGAUAUAGCUGCACAUUACAGUCUCUGAAAGAGUUAAUCGCUCAACUGUGUCUGACUCUUUGUGACCCCUGGACUGUAGCCCACCAGGCUCCUCUGUCCAUGGAAUGCUCCAGGCAAGAAUACCAGAGUGGGUAGCCAUUGCCUUCUCCAGGGGAUCUUUCUAUCCCAGCGAUCAAACCCGGGUCUCCCACAAUGCAGGCAGAUUCUUUACCGUCUGAUCCACCAGAGAAGCCCACUACCGUCUCUAGGAGAGCUUGUUACAAUUACCCUUUCCUGGGAUCCACCUUCAAAGGUUAUAUUUUAAUUGGUCCACUCUUCUUACCAAUGCAGUGACAUAGGAGUCACUCUGAAAUGGUGUUCAAACAUCGGUUCCUGUAACUUGACUCUCUUUAUCCUCCACUGUCAUACAUUCACCUUUUAUUCCAGCCGCACAAGUCUUUAGAGUCAGUCUUCUGCCUUUAUUUCCCCCUUUUGAUACCAGUCCUGUCUCAGCUCAAGGCUCAGCAAAACAUCACUUCUGUUGUAUCUUCCCUGCAUCUUCCAGAGAGUGACUUAUUUUCUCCUAAGGUUCCCCAGAUUUUGUGCAGAUCUGGAUUACAAUAGUGCAUUAUUCUAUAUUCUUACUCUGCUACUAGUCUGAGAGCCACUUUGAUGUAAGACAGUCGUGUACCUCGUCGGGGAGUUGAAUGACAUGUUCUCUGGGUUUGGUGUUACAAUUAAUUCCAUGUGUGUUUGUUGCAUCAGGACAUGUUUCUGUGUUCAUGACUUGAUCACUUUCUCUUCCCAUGGCCCCUAUCUUAAUCUCUUCAAAUAUCCCACCUUUUCUUUUCCUGCUUUGUGAGUUUUCUCCUUGUACUGACUAUAACAUAGAAAAUAUAAGUACAUUUUUCAUUUAGUAAGAACACACUUUAUGCUCCCUGUUCUAAAUUUUAAAACAGAGUGGAGUAUUAUUUCCCUCCCUAAGAAAAAUUCCACAAACAUAAUUAUUUCUUAAGAAAAUAUAAGUAGCUCUAAAUUGUAUUCUAAAUACAAUGGAGGUUUGUAUUGAAAACCUCAGUAUGCAAAAUUUUCUCAUGUCUGAUUUCAUUCAAUAAAUAUUUAUUGAGUGCCUGUUAUAGCACAAGAAAAUGAAGGUGUCUAAAUCCUAGGAUUUAAUAUUUCAAGCUAAGGUUUAAAAAAAUUAAAGCUUUUGGAAAAGAACAUGACAUCAACCAAAUGAAGAUAUGUUGUAGGCUCUAAAUCUUUUCCUCUACAAAUUUCUGCUUACUAACAUUCCUGUUCCUAUGUAGUUGCAUAACUUUUAUAUUAAUUUUAUAGGUCAUAUGCUUUCUAUAGGCUCUAAAGUGAAAUUAAAUCACAAGAAGAAGGUUAUAUAUCAGACAAUACUUGAAGGAUACUGAAAUAGAUGAUUGAGUUAAUAAAAAUAUUUCCCUGAAAAAGGUUUGAGAAGCCAUUUGGGUCUGAAACAAUUAUACCUCCAGUGUCUGUUGUUGCGUAACAAUUGUGUUUUUAUCUUUAAAAUGGCACUUUUAAACUAGGCAGUACUAUUAUAUUUCAUAUUUCACAUUAAAAUAAUUAGUUGCUGCACAGAUAAUAUGCAAAUAUGGUAGGUAGUAUGCUUUCUACAAAAGGAAUGCCUUUCAAAUAGCCACACCAUGUCAACCUGUAACUUCUAAACAGCUGCAGUGGAUAGUGAGUACUGUGUAGUUCAGUUCAGUCGCUCAGUCCUGUCCGACUCUUUGUGACCCCAUGAACCACAGUACACCAGGCCUUCCUGUCCAUCACCAGCUCCCGGAGUCCACCCAAACCCAUGUCCAUAGAGUUGGUGAUGCCAUCCAACCAUCUCAUCCUCUGUCAUCCCUUUCUCCUCCUGCCCUCAAUCUUUCCCAGCAUCAGGGUCUUUUCCAAUGAGUCAGCUCUUCACAUCAAAUGGCCAAAGUGCUGGAGCUUCAGCUUUAUCAUCAGUCCUUCCAAUGAAUAUUUAGGACUUAUUUCCUUUAGUCCAAGGGACUCUCAAGAGUCUCCUCCAACACCACAGUUCAAAAGCAUCAAUUCUUUGGUGCUCAGCUUUCUUUAUAGUCCAACUCUCACAUUCAUACAUGACCACUGGAAAAACCAGAGCCUUGACUAGAUGGACCUUUGUUGGCAAAGUAAUGUGUCUGCUUUUUAAUAUGCUAUCUAGGUUGGUCAUAACUUUCCUUCCAAGGAGUAAGCGUCUUUUAAUUUCAUGGCUGCAGUCACCAUCUGCAGUGAUUUUGGAGCCCAGAAAAAUAAAGUCAGCCACUGUUUCCACUGUCUCCCCAUCUAUCUGCCAUGAAGUGAUGUGACCAGAUGCCAUGAUCUUGGUUUUCUGAAUGUGAGAGCUGAUCUAUCCCUGCUGUCCAUUUCUCUGCUGUUUAAUACUGGAUGAGCUGAGCAAGUCUGAGUAAACUGGCCUGUGCCAAUUGUUUUGAAAUUAACAGAAAUGAAAAUGAAAAGAAAUACACAAGUGUUCAGAAAUAGUAACUGCUAUUUUUAUUUUUUCUUUAAGCCAUAGUUCUAGCUAUGAUUUUAUCAGAUUAAUCUGGUAUAGUCUAUAGUGAAACCAAGGAAUCUAGAAAAUGAAGUUGCUUUAUGGCUACCUCUGUGUGCAUAUGAAUAUUUAAUAUAUUUGAUUUGAAAUUAGAGUUCAAAGUAUUCAGUUGAUUUCUUCCUCUGAAAAAAAAUAUAGUCUUUUGAGUUUGUGGCCUGCUUUAACAAAAAUCUGAAGAGCCUGUUCCAUUCAUUAUAAUACAAAGAAUAAAGGUACUGAUUUUGACCUUUUUAAAGAAGUAUUUCUUUAAAAUAUAGAGAGGUUGAAAUAAAACACAGCCAUUCUAAAAAUCUAUGCUAUAUAGUUCAUGCUCAGAUUAUUUUUACUGUGGUAAUAAUUCUGCAUAAAGGAACAAUGGGUCUGGAAACAUAAUGAAGUUAUCAGCUCCCUGAAAAACAUUCCUGUUCUUAAGGCUACGUUAUAAAAUUCCCAGAAGAGAUCUUCGUGUCUGCUUUGAUCUUGCAUUCUUUUGGUAAGAAAGCUACUAAAUUUCUAGAGUUUUUGCUGUGAAUACCUGAGCAAUUUCUCUCAUGUGUACUCUUUACAUACCAGAUUUCAGGAUAGAAUAUGAAUUCUUUUAAAUAGUCAUACAAUCUCCAGGGAAUUGUGUAUAAGUACUCAAAGUAACUUUUUUUUCAAUUUUAAAGCUAUUUUAUUUUUAUACUUGAGACUCACCAACCAAGUCUCCAUUGAUAAAGUUAACGGAUAAGCAGACAACCCAAGAAAGGGUAACUACCAGUGGGAUAUGGGGAAUUUUUGCAGCUCUUAAAUUUUGCAGGAAAUACAUAGCCAGAAAAUCUCAAAGGUUUGCCAAGUCCUAAAUUGCUUAUCCACACUAGACUAAGCCAUGUAAUGAUUUUAAUGAAGAUAAUAUUGCUUGAUUUCUGUGGUUUCACCAUGUUUGCCCUGCUCAAAGUUUAGUGAAAAAGACAGUCUCUAACUCUCCACCUUGCAUCCAUUAUCUAUUUAAUAUACCAUUAUUCUACACUCUCUGGUCCUUAUCAAAUUAUCAAAUUUCACAAAUUGAACAAAAAGCAGUAAAAUAAAUGACUGCUUGCUUCAUAUUAUGGAAUCCAAUCCAACCUGGAUUGGGCUAUGUCCAUAUGAAUCCGGAAUGUGAACUGGGUCUAGAUAACUGCAUUCAGGUUGGCCCACGUUCCCAUUUAAACUCAGGAAAAGUCCUUACAGACCAUCAGUUACUUGGGGCCAAUAAAACCCGUACGUCCGGAGUUAGGCAUGAAACAGUAUGGCCUUAAAAACUUGAAAGAAAAGAGGCUAAAUGUAGUUUUCUUUAAUAAUUUGUCUUCUCUAUCAUUAGACAAGAUUUGAGAAUUUAGGGAAGGGGGGCAUUGGUGAUAAGUUAAAGAGCAGCAGUUCAUAGUCGUUCAGCCGCUAAGUCAUGUCUGACUCUUUGUGACUCCAUGGACUGCAGAAUGCCAGGCUCCUCUGUCCUGCACUGUCUCUGGAGUUGCUCAAAUUCAUGUCCAUUGAGUCAGCAAUGCUAUCUAACCAUCUCAUCCUCUGCUGUCCUCUUUUCCUUUUGCUUUCAAUCUUUCCCAGCAUCAGGGUCUUUUCCAAUGAGUCAGCUCUUCGCAUCAGGUGGCCAAAGUAUUGGAGCCUCAGUCCUUGCAAUGAGUAUUCAGGGUUGAUUUCCUUUAGGAUUGAGUGACUUGUUCUCCUUGAAGUUCAUAGUGGCAGUGAUUUAACAUGUAUGAUACCUAGAUGUCCUAUCGCCGAAGCAAAGACAAUCUCAAAGGGUUCUGCUCCUCUCCUCGGAGUUGAUCGCGUUCCAAGGCAGCGCUCCGGGCACUUGCCUGGAGGCUGCGCCCGGCUCGUCCACACCCUCUGCAGCUGCGGAGCUGGGAGAGUGUUACAGGCCUGCUGGCUUAGCCCCAAAUGUCAACCUCAUUUUCAGUUUACUGGCUCUUGUUGCUUUAUGUCAUGCUGACCUUACAUGAGUUUGUUUGCUUUCUUUCUACUCAUGGAGAGAUGGGAAGGCAUUACUUUUAGCUUUUGAAAGCUAAAGCUGGUUGAAAGCUUUAACUGACAAAAGACUUACAGAGAAAUGUGAAUCAAGCAGCUGAGAAAGCUUACCCUGUCCAUUGCUUUAAAGAAAAUGAUUAUUAACUGCAGUGUGAUAUCAGUAUCAUGGUCCACAUUUAGAUAUAUAUGAGCAAACUAUUUAAAUGGUAUUGUAAUCUUUUGAAAUUGCUCUUAAUACAUCAAAUCCUAAUAUAUCCAAUUUAGCAAGCAUAACUUUUUCUAAAUGAAACCUACUUAAAAUGUUUUCCUCUUGUCAAUUACAUAUAAAGCUUUUUUCUUUCUAUGAAAUCUACUUACCUGUGAGUGGUUUUUGUUGUUGUUAUGGAUUAUUUAUAGAAAGCAGUAGUUUAAAACUUUUUGCCAUUAAACUUUUACUAACUUCUCCCUCAGGAAGCUAGAUUUUAAAGUAUCUCCCCACCAAACUGUAUUCAUAUUAAGAAAUAAUUGUUUUGUUUUCUUCACGUUUAUUAUUCAAAGAAAUAUCAAUUAGAGUUGCUGAGUAAUCAUGUUGCAUAGCAAUCAUGUCCACACUGAUUUAAUGGGUUUUGUGUAACUUUCACUGGGUAAAUGAAAAAAUGUUUUUUAAAUAUGUAAUAGAAAAAUAAUCAAUGGGCAGCUAUCAUAGCUUUCUCUAAGAGCUUUAAAAUUCAUGAGAAACACCAGAAGUUUUAUGUAAAGUUAAUAUAAUCAUACCAUAUUCUCAUCAAAACAGGGAUAUUCAGCUCUGCUUAUUCUCUGUAGGCUAAGAAUAGUAUCCAAUAUUUACUUAAAAUGGUGAGUCCUAUAUUUGAUAUAACUGAGGGUAGAAAGAGAUUUUCAAGUGGCAGUCUUUAGAACUCAUCAUUUUCACCAAUUCAGUUUCUUCUUAUGAAUUCCAAUGCACAUUUUCACUUUUUCUGACACAUGCACAUCCAGAAGAAAAGUCAGAACAUAGAGGUUUUUUUUUUUUAAUUUUUCAUUGAAAUUUGGGGAAAAAAUAAGAAAAAUAUAAAAAUUCUUCAUAUUUUACAAGGAGUAUAUACAAUUUACAGAAGUGAAAUGGAGAAGUACUCUAAACAGUAGUUUUUCGCCUUUAUUAUUGAGUGAACAAUCAUGCUAAUGAUACAAAAUAUGAAUGAUUAUCUACAGUGAUAACAAUGUAAAUGUUAGAAAAAUAAUCACAUACUCUCCAAUCAUAUAAAAUAUAAGUAUGCCCGGAAGCUUACUUCUUGAUUUUUAAUAAAGAUGACCAUUUUCUAAUUUGAGGGUACAUAGUUUAGAAAAAAAUCACUGAUCUCUAAGUUUCUGUUUAGCUGCCAGUUAGGUGUCAACACUUAAAAAGCAGGGAGAGAAAAAGAAGAGGGGAGAAAGAGACAGGGAGAGAGAAAAGAGAGGGGGAAAGAAAGAGAAAGAGGGCAGGAAGGGAAGAAUGAAGGAGGGACUACAAGAAAGAAAGAAGGGAGGAAGGGGGGAGGGAGGAAAAAGUUAGGAACAAAUUAUCUAUUUCAACUCUGAAACUAAAAAAAAAUUAUUAAUAGAUUACAUUAAUAUAAAGUAACUGACUCUCAGUUAUCUAUGUUAAUAGAAAGAAAAAAGAAAAAGCUCUGAAAUACAAAAACAAAAAGUUGUGGGGAUUUUUUGCAAAGUUGAAAAGUCUUACAUUAGGAGUCAGUUUUUAAAUUUAUUUAUCUUAUUUAGGAAUCACUUUGUUCUUCACCAACCAGUUACAAACAUUACUGUGUUGCAUGUCGGUUAUUCUACCAGAAUGUGGAGAUAAGCAAUGCAUACAUUAGACAGCAAUCCUACCUUCUCUGAGUUUACAGUUGGAUGGGGACUGGACUCGGGUAGAUAGAUAGUUACAAUGUUGUGUAUUGAAUGUCAUGGUAGAGAAAGUACAAGGAGCGAUCGGAGCACAUGAGGGGCACCUAGGCUGAAUUUAAGAGUGGACAAAGGCAUCUUGAUAAAAGGUUUCUCAGUCAUGAUCUAAAAGUGGUUUAAUGAUUAGUUGAGCAUGCAGAAUCAGCAGACCCCCAAGCCAGGAUGAAAAGAGUAUUCCAGGCAGGAGGUAACAGCACAGGCAUGGACCUGACGGUGAGAGUACGGGGUGUGGGCUGAUGAUGAGGCAGAAGAAAACAAGGUCCAGGAAAUUAGUGGUCUUGUACACCAUGUUCAGUCAUGUCGUCUUGACGCCUGUUUAAACAGGAGAGCAGCAGUUGCAGUAUUCUAGUGGAAAAUAAUGGUCAUAAACAUAAGAGUUGGAGGUGAUCAUUUCCUCCUCCCUAGUUUUCCAGAGAUUUAAAAAAAAAAAAAAAAGAAUUGACAGAGUUUAUGGAAAUAGGUAAAAUAUGCCAUAUAAAUUGUCAAACAUAGGUCAGAUGCCUGUUCUGUCACUGUUGAAAUUUCAAAAUUUUCUUUAAAAAAGAUGAUUAAAAAAACUAAGAAAUUUAGUAUACCAAGUUCUAGAAUCCUAUCAGUCCUUACCCCUCUGCCAAUAUCCUCACCUUUGCACAUCUAUUAAAUCUCAAGAUCCUGGGUUUUGCACAAAGGUAAGACUAGAACAGCUUAAGAAUCAGCAAAUGGGGGAAGAAAGGGAAACUAAGCUAUAUCCAGCUAAAAAAAUAAAUAAAUAAAGAUCUUUUGUAUAGAUCCUUCUUCAGAUGCUGUUAUUCAGUAUAGUUGCAAGAUAGUACGUACAAAAAAUGCUUAGUUCUCUGCAAGGAGUCUUGACUUCUUGAUAAUGUCUUAUUCAUGAAGACUUCUUCGUGAUGCCAUCACAGAGUGAGGGGAGUCAAGGAAGGAGGGCUGGUGAGUGAGAGAGUGGGGAAAGAACUUGGCAUGAAAAUAGCAUAUUUAUCACCUUUCGUUUCACAGAGGCUUAUUUUGAAUUACCUCCUGCAGUUUCCAUCCAGUGCUGGUCUUCCUCUUCACUUCCACUAACCCGCGACAGCUAGGAAAAGGGAGACACUUACGUGGGGCCGUGGCCCUGGGAAGGGGUCUUCUUUCUCCUGGACCUCACUGGCCUCGCCCGUCCCUCACCACGCCUGGUCAUCAGAACCCACCACUGUCACCUCUUGAUUAAGACACUGGCUCAUAAACGCAUCUGUUCUCUUUUAUCCAGGAAGGCAGGGUGCUGUGACUUGUCUGAUUUUGUCUGAUUGUCUGACUUGUCUGAUUUUGAAGAAAUCUUCCGUUCCUUCCUGGCUCAGCACAUCCUUCUGAGGCCCAGCUGCUUUCCCCAUCUGGCUUCUGUGCGUGGUCACCUUUUCUGCGAAGCCACCACCCAGCUGGCACCAUGUUGAAUCCAAGCUUUCCUGAGAUGCUUAUAGACUUUAUAGCCAUGCACAAAAGCCAUGGUUUUCUUGGAUUUCCCCUGACUUGUCUGGGUGUUCUUUAGCUCAUCCCACUUCCUUCAAAACUGGGAUGCUAUCAUACUCUUCCAAUUCCCUCUUCUGAAUCACAGAUGCUUCUCACUUCCUCUUCCUGUCUGUUGAAAGCUUCCCCUGGGUCUUAGACUGAGUCUUCUUCAUCUAUUCCUGGGAAUCCUUUCUGUUUGAGUCCACCGCUUGAGGAUGUCUUUGAGAUUUAGAGAAUCUUUUUUUUUUCCCCCCCUUGGAAAGUCCCAUUCUCCAGACUUGUCUUGCUCUAGAUUUCAAGGACCGAUUGUGCAAUGAGAAGGUGAAUAUCAAUUUCCUUUAAGCAUUUCUGCUGUAACAGUUCUAAUUCUUCUUGGAGCAACAUGGCUGCUUCGAACUGACUAGGACCAGGUGUCAAAAUAAAAAACACAAAAAUUAAUAUAGCUCAAUAAAUAUAUUCUUUGGAUGUGCUUUUGGAAUAUGAAUUUUUCUGUCAAGAGGGUGACCCUCUCCCUUCCCCUGUACAAGCCUGGUUCUGUGUGUGUGUGUGUGUGUGCUCAGUCAUGUCCGACUCUUUGCAACACCAUGGACUGUAGCCUGCCAGGCUCCUCUGUCCAUGGAAUUACUGGAUGAUAACAAAUGCAUACCUAUAAAAAUUAUAGCAUAGUGGGCUUGUAAUGGCAUCAUCACACUUAUUUUUAAUCUAAUGCUUUGCACUCACCUGAAAGAUUUAGUAGACUUCUUUACACAUAGUUGAUUUUUACAUUUUGUUAUGUUGAAGUUGAUGAAAAAUCCUCUCUAUUCCUUGAGUAAAACUAGUGUAAUAUUUGGCAAGAGAUACAAGGAAUCAUCAUUUUCCUCUCUCAAGAUCCAUACCCCUUUAGGUUUCCAUUGCUACUAUCCUAUUUUCAGUAGAUUGUAGUGUUAAUACAGAAGAUUUAUACCUUGAAAGAUAUUUUAGCCCCUAUAUACUUCUUGAGUCCAGUUCCACACUCCUAGAUCCUCAUUUUUAAGUGGAGAGAUGAUAUUUGAAAUUCAUUUGAGCUUCUUAUCGAGAGGAUUAGACUCUCCUUUUAUGUAUGCCUGGCACGGGUUCCCUGGUGAUGGUCGGGUGACAAAUGCAAAAGUAAGAAUCAGGCGAUAGUGAGCACCUGAUGAUAUAGUUACAUACUUAUUUUCAAUCUAAUGUUCAAAAUUCCGCUUUGUUUUUACACUAGAGGUAGACUUCAGAGAAAAUAUUUUGUGAUUCACAUGAAAAAACUCAGUCAGUCUGCUCCACUUGACCAGGGGUCUGACAUUAAAUUGGUUUGUAGUUUGAAAGUGAAAAAAAUAUAUAUUUUCCAAACAACAAUUUACCACUAAUUAAUUAGUAUUCUUACUUGUUUGUUUGAAGUUAAAAAUAAACACGUCUGUCUUUCUUAAUGAAUUAGAGCACCUGAAACCUCAAUACAGUUAUAUACAAGAUGCAUAAGAAUCAUCAGUACAUUCUAUUUUAUGAGUCACUUUAAAUUUAUAAUCAACAUUUCAGGUUGUAUGGUAGUGAAUGUGGUAAAAUUAUAUAGGUUAUAUAUUAUAUAGGUAAUAUACUUGACUGUGUAUGUUUUAAUGAAGCAAGGACUGACUCUCAAGACAAUUACAUUGAACCCCGCUAAUUGUUCAUGAAGACAGAAUGCACUCAACUGUUUUCUAAUAAGAUUCAAUAAUGCAGUGUAUCACACUGGUGAAGUAAAAGGUUUAAUAUUUAUUAUACAAAAUAUUAUUGAUUUUCAUAUGAAAUUUAAUGUACUUAACAUUAAAGUGAAAAGAAUGUAAUUGUUAACAAAGUAUUUCAGACAAUUACUGUGAAUUUGGUUUCAUUACUAUAAAUAUAGUUUAAUACUGGACAUAUGCAAAUAUGCUCCUUUGGUAAAUAAGUUCCUGUUGAAGUCAUACAUAGUUGUUUAAAAACAUUCCCUUGAUAGCUCCUUGUAAGAUCAGAAAACAUCCCUGCUGCUGCUGCUGCUAAGUCACUUCAGUCGUGUCCGACUCUGGGCGACCCCAUAGACGGCAGCCCACCCGGCUCCCCUGUCCCUGGGAUUCUCCAGGCAAGAACACUGGAGUGGGUUGCCAUUUCCUUCUCCAAACAUUCCUAGCAUCAGUGAAAUACGGUGUGAGUAUAUAUUCAGUCUUCAUUCAUAGAACCCCACUGCUUCUGCUUCUUUUAAUGUGUUGAUAUCAAUUCCUGCUUAUUUAGAUCAGGAAUCAGUAUGCAUUCAAUAAAUAUCACCAGUGUUUUUAGCUGCUACUUAAGUAGAUGCUGUGCACAGACCUUGUAUGGGAAGGAGUUUUACAUACAUUAUCUCUAGUUCUUAUAGUAAGCUUUGCAAGUUAAAUAUUGAGUUCCAUUUUACAGUAGAGAAGACAGAGGUUCAGAGUAGUUCACUAAAUUUGAAAAACAAUUUCUUGCACUAUUGCUCUUCAAAAAAAGAGAAAAAAGGACAUCCUGUCACUUUUUUUCCAAAUUAAAUUAGUUUUCCUGGCAUACAUAUUAAAUCUUUUGUAAUAGUUUUUAUUUGAGAAAUGAAAAAACAAAAUCGCGCUUAUUAAUAGAUGUGCUGUAUGUUUAAGCCUCAUGAAGGUGAAUUGGCUUUGGAAUUCUGACUAGAAGUAUAAAAAGCUUCUGGAAUGGGGAGUCACUUUUCUGGGGAAACCAAAAUAUAAAUAACAUCAAUUUCCCAACAUUAUAGCUUCUGUUCAGGAAUUCAUCAAAUAUCCAAAGAAGCUCAGCUCCUCCCCUACUAAAUUUAUUACUAAAGAUUUAAGUCAGAUUUAAUCACUGGAAAUUAUAUAUAGAGAAAGACAGAUAGAAAUUUGUGCAAGCAGUUAAUUGACAUGGUCUGUGUAGUUGUAAAAAUGGGUCUUUUAUUGAUAGAGAAAUAACUUUGGAUUGAACAGUUCACUGAUAGCUUCUAGGUCUUAAAAAUUACUAGAAUACAGUGCCUUUUGAAAUAUAUACAUAUUAAGGUAUAUUUUAAAAUCCUACUCAAAGUGAAAUUAGGGAGUAUAAUAUACAUCCUUAAAAGUCAAAGUUUCUUGAUUUGUAGCCUCAGGGUGGCUCCAAGUGCCUUGGCAAUGAGUGCUUUUUAGUGGUCGGAAUUUUGAGGAUAUAUUCUCAAUAUUUCCAUUAUUAUAUUUACUAAGUGGUUUUGAUAAAUUGAUGCCUUAGUGCCUGUCCUACUUCAAAUAUCUUGCUUUAUGUUUUAAUCCUUAUGUACCAAAAGGUUAAGGUAAAUAACCAUCUAAUCUUUAUUUAAAGGUAAGACAGAUAUAGACACAAAGUAUUUUUGUGGAAAAUUACUUAAAGCUGUACCGUGUUCUAGAUAAAGAGAAACAAUUGUGAUAAAUAUAAAAUUAUUCAUAGAAUUCAUAUUUAAAUUUUGAAAUUCUUCCUGAAUUUAUUGACGGUUUUAGCGGAACUGCAUGAUGAAAUUGUUUCUUUUAAGUAAGAUUUAAA
Molecule: messenger RNA, 15972 nt
Organism: Dama dama (fallow deer)
Lineage: Eukaryota; Metazoa; Chordata; Mammalia; Artiodactyla; Cervidae
Gene: PGR
Product: progesterone receptor
Exons: 8
Coding region: 39-2300 (753 amino acids)
Biological process (GO): steroid hormone receptor signaling pathway; regulation of DNA-templated transcription
Cellular component (GO): nucleus
Molecular function (GO): sequence-specific DNA binding; steroid binding; nuclear steroid receptor activity
Source: RefSeq, a predicted model, not a curated record